AUGUGCAGCCUAAAGCUGUCGGUCUUCUUCAUUGCACUUUCUGUCACACUGAGCUGUUUGGAAGCUACCCCUAUUGAAAAAUUACUCUCUGUGGCUGAUGAUCUCUCUGAUGAUACUUCCAAGAGACAAGGAUGGAUAUUGCCAGUAAUAUCACAGAAUACACUCUCAAGAUUUAGUGAGGAAAUGCCAGAACAACCAGCAGCACAGACAAAAAGUAGUCACCACCUGGAGAAACGGAAAUGCAACACCGCUACGUGCGUGACACAACGCUUGGCUGACUUCUUAGUCCGUUCCAGCAACAGCAUCGGAGCAAUUUACUCACCUACGAAUGUGGGGUCCAAUACAUAUGGAAAGAGAGACACAGUUGGGCUUUUGAGCAGAGAAUCCCAGAAGAAUGCACAGCUUUAG
Molecule: messenger RNA, 408 nt
Organism: Indicator indicator
Lineage: Eukaryota; Metazoa; Chordata; Aves; Piciformes; Indicatoridae
Gene: IAPP
Product: islet amyloid polypeptide
Exons: 4
Coding region: 1-408 (135 amino acids)
Cellular component (GO): extracellular region
Molecular function (GO): hormone activity
Source: RefSeq, a predicted model, not a curated record